Uranotaenia lowii is the source of this 5157-nucleotide messenger RNA. It is a transcript of the gene Uggt, whose product is annotated as UDP-glucose:glycoprotein glucosyltransferase. Gene Ontology annotation, molecular function: UDP-glucose:glycoprotein glucosyltransferase activity. The coding region runs from base 288 to 4868 and encodes 1526 amino acids. The transcript has 8 exons. Lineage: Eukaryota; Metazoa; Arthropoda; Insecta; Diptera; Culicidae. Gene Ontology annotation, cellular component: endoplasmic reticulum. The record is from RefSeq and is a predicted model, not a curated record.
UUAGUUUCAGUUUCCGGUGUAGGAUGCGGUGUUUCUCCACGAUUGGCCGGAUCGAUGAUGUGUCAAAACAUUUUAUAAGUUAUAGCCGGAUUUUUGUCCACAAUUUAAUUGUAAAAAGGUAUUGUAACUAUUGAGUGCUAAAAUCAAUUAAUUGGAAUCAACUGUAGCGUGGGAUUCAAGGAUCCGUACCUUUGUUAACAGUAAAGUGUAUUUUUAUCGUAAGAUGUGCUUAUCGGCAGCCUAAACUGAAUUCAAUUUUUCGUGGUAGAUUUGAAGUAGGAUUAAUAAUGAUCGUAAUAUCACUACUGCUGGGACUAUUGCUAGUCUCACAAUCUGUGUCAGCCAACUCGAAAAGCCAUCCUGUGACCACACAGUUGUCUGCAAAAUGGGGCAUGACGCCAAUCCAGCUGGAAAUAGCGGAAUUCAUUGAAGAGGAAAAUGUGAACUUGUUCUGGGAUUAUGUUGAACUGUUGAACAAAAUUCCCGGUAGUCUUUAUCAUUAUGACACCGACGAAAAGAGAUAUAGUAAGGCGAUAACGUUAGCUGAGAAUUUGCUCGGAAUCGGUCAAACGCGCUUACUGAAACUGUCGCUAUCGUUACACAGCUUUUCGACAAAAGUCCAGGCACAUUUGCAAGUUGCGCACGAGAUUCUAAAGCAAGGUGAUUGUGAUUCAACAGCAUUCGUGAGCAUCGGUGGUAAACUGGCAUGUGAUGUGGAUGAACUAUAUAGCGUUUUGAAAUCAAUUGAUGCCGAUCCGAAAAAUGUCGAAACAUUUAGCUUGGACCAUGUUUUUCCUGGUUCAGAAAAUAAUUCUUUGACUGCAAUACUGUACGCAGAAAUUGGAACCAAAGAAUUUAAAGUGUUUAAUGAUAUUCUAAAAACGGAAGCAGAAACGGGGAACAUCCGCUAUGUGUUGCGACAUUUCGUUAAACAAUCACAAAGCAGUAAAUUGCGUUUGUCUGGUUAUGGAGUUGAACUUCAUUUAAAAUCUACCGAGUACAAAAGUCAAGACGAUUCCCCUCAACAACAAGAUCACGACUCAAAUCUAAACGAUGAAAAUUUGGAGUCUGAAGUGGAAGGGUUUGAUUUCAUCAAACUCAAGGAACGUUUUGGGCAUCUUUCACAUUCACUCGAUCGUUAUCGCAACGCGCUUUUAGAAAAACACGAAGAAAUCGCUCCUUUGAAAGCAUGGGAAUUUCAAGAACUAGGAUUGCAAGCGUCACAAAAGAUAGCUCAAAUCCAAGGAGAAGAGGCGUUGCAGAUUUUGCAAUUUGUUUCCCAAAAUUUCCCUACACAGGCAAAAUCUUUGUUGGUGCAGACUGUUUCGGAGGACUUUAAGAAAGAAAUGAGGCAUAACAUAGAAGUAUUUGGACGUAAUCUUAACCUGCAACCACCUGAUUCUGCACUUUUCCUUAAUGGGUUAUUUUUCGAUGGGGAAACAAUCGACACUAUAACAUUGUUGGAUACAUUGAGAUCAGAGAUGCGGGUGCUGGAAGGCCUCAAUAAAAUCAAUAUUCGAGGUAAAACUGCUGCCCCGCUUCUAGCAUUGGAUUUGGCUUCUACUUCGAAAGAGUUUGCUAUCGAUAUUCGAGAUUCGGCCAUCACGUGGGUCAACGAUCUAGAAAACGAUGCACAAUACCGUAGAUGGCCGGGUAGUGUGAUGGACCUGCUUCGUCCGACAUUCCCAGGGAUGUUGAGAAAUAUUCGCAAAAAUUUGUUCAAUCUCGUUUUGGUAAUUGAUCCAAUCUCAAGUGAAACCCCUGGUCGAGAUAUAGUCAAACUUGCAGAAAGUUUCGUGGUACAUUCGGCUCCAGUGCGUGUUGGGUUAGUAUUCGAAUCCAAAUCCAAGUCAACAGCAGAUGCUGAUUACCGCGGAAUUGUUUGUGCUUUCAACUACGUUUACCAAAAGAAAGGAUCUCAAGAUGCUUUGGGAUAUUUAACAGAUCUAUUUGCGUCAGUACCAAACCGUGAUAUUACGCUUGACGAUAUAAAAAAACAACUGAAGAAAACGUUUUCAAAGCUCAAAUCCGAUGAGGUGAAUGAUAUAGUAGGAGAAGAUUCUGAUUUCGAUUAUGGGCGUCACCUAUCUCAGGAGUUCGUCAAUAGGAUUGGGCUCAAAAACACACCGCAAGCCCUCCUUAACGGUGUUUUGUUACCUCAGAGCACUCUCAAUUCGGAUGACUUCGAGGAAACAAUAUUAACCGAAAUUAUGCAGCAAACUCCAACCAUUCAGAAGGCCGUUUACAAAGGAGAAUUGAAUGAUGGUGGUCCUGUAAUAGAUUUCCUGAUGGAACAGCCUCACGUUAUGCCUCGGCUUAAUCAAAGAAUUCUUUCCUCUGAAGAUCCGAUAUUUUUGGAUGUAUCUGGUAAUCCCCAUCCAGAUUUAGAGGAUGUGACGGCUUUGGCGCAAUUAGCCAAUUCUGAUCUUACCGCCACAUUGAUGAAGCAUCUUAAAUAUCUAGGUGGGAAGUCCACAUACCAAAAGUUUAUGGGUCAUCGUGUACAUUUUCUAACUGUGUGGGUUGUGGCAGAUCUUGAAACACCGAAUGGUUUUCAACUACUGAACAAUGCUCUUCGUUUCAUGAAAUCCACCAGUGGCACGCGAGUGGCUUUCAUUCCGAAUGUGGAUGGUUCGAAAGCAGCCCAAUCGGAUCUGAAAAAAAAUCUGAACGGUUUAGUUUGGGCUGCUAUAAAUACGUUGUCUACGGAAGACGCAACCGAAAUGGUGAUAAAUCUGUUGAAACUGCACCAAAAUCAACAACAGUUCAAUGUGCCUGAAUCGGUGGUAGGAUUCUUACCGGCUGCACAGGUGCAUUUGAAGAUGUUACGGGUGUAUAAUCAACGAGUGCUAAAAAUGAGAGCAUCUGUUAAUGGAAUAGUGGCGAAUGGACGUUUAUUGGGUCCUUUUGAGAUUGACGAAUUGUUCGAUACAGAAGAUUUCAAUUUAUUGGAAAGAUUCAGCGGACUCCAUUACACAGAUAGAAUAAGAACAGCUCUGAAGGAUAGUGUUACCGAUAACGAUGAUGUAGUUGUUUCGAGUGAUACAAUUUUCAAACUUGUUUCCAUUUUGGUUCCAAGACAACAAUCCAAAUCCCGGUACACCAUGCCAAACGAUGUUCAGGAAAAUUAUACAGUUGUGAAGCUUCCUCCUAAAUCAAAUGACUUGCCACACUUUGAAGUUGUUGCUGUAUUGGACCCGGCAUCUAAAGGUGCCCAGAAACUAUCGUCUCUACUUGUCCUCUUACGUAAUGUCAUCAACUGCAAUAUGCGCCUGUUUCUGUGUGCUGUAGACAAACACAGUGACAUGCCUGUUAAGACAUUCUAUCGAUUCGUGGUGGAACCGGAGUUGAAAUUUUCCUCCGAAGGGAAGUUAGCAGCAGGACCAUACGCUAAGUUUUCGGGUUUACCAGCAAAUACUUUACUGACUCAAAGUUUGAAUGCUCCGGAAAAUUGGUUGGUAGAAGUUGUGCGCUCAGUCUACGAUCUUGACAACAUAAAACUGUCGGAAAUCAACGGACCGGUUCACAGUGAAUACGAAUUAGAAUAUCUUCUUCUCGAAGGUCACUGUUUUGAUACCACGACGGGAUCUCCUCCCCGUGGCUUGCAAAUCACUCUAGGAACUGAGGAGCAACCAAUCAUCGUGGAUACCAUUGUUAUGGCCAAUCUGGGAUAUUUUCAACUAAAAGCCAAUCCAGGUGCAUGGAUUCUCAAGUUACGCCAUGGUAAAAGUGCCGAUAUAUAUGACAUCACCAAUGCCGAUGGCCCAAAUACAAUUCAUUCAGUUGACGGAACACAAGUAAUCAUAAGUUCGCUUAAAUCACAUGUUCUGAAAUUAAGAGUAACCAAAAAACCUGGCAAAGCAAAUGCCGACUUACUUGGCGAAGAAAAAGAUACAACCGGAGGCAUAUGGGACUCAAUCAGUUCCAUAGUAGGAUCAUCCGAAGGGCAAGAUCAAGAUGUGCUCAAUAUUUUUUCUGUUGCAUCUGGGCAUUUGUAUGAACGUCUUUUGCGAAUAAUGAUGUUAUCCCUAUUAAAGCAUACGAAAACUCCAGUCAAGUUCUGGUUUUUGAAGAACUAUCUCUCCCCGCAAUUUAUAGAUUUUCUGCCCCAUAUGUCGCAAGAGUAUAAUUUCCAAUACGAGUUGGUGCAAUAUAAAUGGCCCCGUUGGCUUCACCAACAAACAGAGAAACAACGUGUUAUUUGGGGCUACAAAAUACUGUUCCUAGACGUUUUGUUUCCAUUGGACGUAAAGAAAAUUAUUUUUGUAGAUGCCGAUCAAAUAGUACGGGCAGAUAUGAAAGAACUCAAUGAUUUCGAUUUAGGAGGUGCUCCAUACGGAUACACGCCAUUCUGUGAUUCACGCAAGGAAAUGGAAGGAUUCCGUUUCUGGAAACAGGGCUACUGGAAGAAUCAUUUGCAGGGCCGUCGCUAUCACAUCUCGGCUCUCUAUGUAGUAGAUUUGAAACGGUUCAGAAAGAUUGCUGCUGGAGAUCGUAUUCGUGGUCAGUAUCAAGCACUCAGUCAGGAUCCAAACAGUUUGUCCAACUUAGAUCAGGAUUUGCCGAAUAACAUGAUCCAUCAGGUAGCCAUCAAAUCGCUCCCACAAGAAUGGCUCUGGUGUGAGACAUGGUGUAGCAGCGAAACGCUACAAUACGCUAAAACAAUUGACCUGUGUAACAAUCCCCAAACCAAAGAAGCCAAGCUUACCGCGGCCCAGCGAAUUGUCCCAGAAUGGAAGGAUUAUGAUCAGGAAAUUAAACGGCUACAAGCUCAAAUUGAUGAAUUGGAACACCAUGAAGAAAGUCAAUUAGAACAUUCCGAAGACAAAGAAAACGCGCAGAAGAACAAUCCGCAUACAGAACUGUAGAAGAAUUUUAUUAUCAGAAAGUUCGUUUUUCAAUACAUUUCAUCAUCGCUGUGAUCAUAUUGUCGUCACAAAAUGUGGGUCGCGAAUGAACCAAUACUGUACAGCAAUUUCAACCAGAUAAUUGUGUGUGCGCGUGUGGCAUCUCAUACAUUAAGACUGUGUUUAUGUAGAUAAUUUUCUGUUGAAAAAAGAAGUGCUCAUACCAUACCAUGAAUAGUGCAGGUACGAUAAGCAAAGAAAAAAAAAUUAUCUAAGUUGCAGUGCGCUAAUAAAUACAAUUAGAAAAUAA